AUGGAGGACUCUCCCACCAUGGAGACGGAGACGCACCAUGCGCCAGACAGUGAAUUCGGCCAUUCACCAUGGGUCGACCUGGGCGCAUUUACCUCUCCCCAGAAUUCUCCCCCAAUACCAGAGUACAGCGGCCAUGCCCUCGCAUUCCUGGCCCAGCAUGCUCGCCAACCAAUCGCCAUUUCACGAGUCGGGAAUGCCGCCUGCGCCUGUCCCAACGUCGGUCUCGCCUUCGGCGCCAAUGCCUCCCAUUCCCAUACGGAAAACAUCGACGGGGGGUCGACGCCGCGCAGAACGCUGACAGAUGAAGACCGGCGGCUCAUGUGUCUCUACCAUGAAGAGAACAAGACGGCCAAGCAGACCGAUAUAGGAGCAUUGUUUGGUGUGGAAAGAAGUACGGUUUCCAAAGUGUUGCGCCAGAAAGAGAAAUAUCUCAACCGCGAUGAUGGUAGCCGUUCGCCUAUCAAGCGAGCCAAGGGUCGAGUCCCUGAUAUCGAGAAAGCCUUGACCAACUGGGCGAGGAAUUACCAGCGGCAAGGAUUCCCUCUGAGCGAUGAAAUGAUCAAAGAAAAGGCGCUGUUCUUUGCCAGCACAUGUGGAUGCCCUGAGGGCAAAGACAAGGUGCUCACCUCGGCCUGGCUGGAGAAGUUUAAGAACAAGAACAACCUCGCUGGCGCCAAAGCGCGCAAGGGGUCCAUCGAUGUACGCAGCGGAUCGAACAGUCCGACGCGCAUCAACACAGACUCGGCUGGUGAAUCUACCGGCCACAGCCCUAGAGGUCUUUCCCCUUCGUCUCCCAAUGGCUUGCCUGUAUCUUCGCCCUUGUCCCCGGCACACAGCGAGGAGGACAAGAAGGAACGGGCUGAUAGCGUGCCUGAUCUAGCCGGUGGGUACCAACAUAAUCAUUCCAAGAGUACAACGUCGUUGGAUACCACCUCUUCCACGGCCAUGACUAGUCCAACUUCGACCCUCGUUUCAGACAGCCCGUUCACCCCGACAAGCCAGACCCGGCUCCCUACAGGCAUGCCAGGGAGUAACACCAACCGACCUCGCAGCCAAACAUUCCCCCUUGUCCCCAUCGACCCCAGCUUGCUAUCUCACGACGAGUCGAUUGAUCCGCAAUGCACAAAGCCAGGCUUCCACCGAUCCAUCUCGGUUGCCACCGUCGAAUCUCCCCUGGAAAUGGACGACCAUCCUGACACCGGCAGCAACCAGCCCAACGUGAUCAAGCGCAACCGCAGCAACCCCGAGAUCAAGACCAAGGCGAUGCAACCGCCUCCACCGUCAUUUUCCAGUUCCAACACCGUUUCUCCCAUUCUCUCGCCGGGCUCUCCAACGCAGGACGAGGCGCGCCGUGCUCUGGAGCUGGUGAUGAAUUACUUCCAGCAGCAGCCUGCUGGACUUCAAGCUCAGGAAUAUUUCACCAUUGGCAAGCUGAUGGAGCGCCUUGAGCUCGCCAAGAACCAGCAUAAUAUCGUACUUGGUGGUCUGCCGAGAAUCGAUGAGCAUGAUGUGCCUCACAUGAGCAAGAAGAGAAGCAUUCACAAUCUGGGCUAA
Messenger RNA from Penicillium lagena, 1554 nucleotides. RefSeq lists its product as uncharacterized. The transcript is spliced from 4 exons. NCBI's taxonomy places the organism in Eukaryota, Fungi, Ascomycota, Eurotiomycetes, Eurotiales, Aspergillaceae. The record is from RefSeq and is a predicted model, not a curated record. Gene Ontology annotation, molecular function: DNA binding. Gene Ontology annotation, cellular component: nucleus. Bases 1 to 1554 code for a protein of 517 amino acids.